Messenger RNA from Cavia porcellus (domestic guinea pig), 4539 nucleotides. Its product is annotated as 17-beta-hydroxysteroid dehydrogenase type 6-like. Gene Ontology annotation, cellular component: intracellular membrane-bounded organelle. Gene Ontology annotation, molecular function: all-trans-retinol dehydrogenase (NAD+) activity. The record is from RefSeq and is a predicted model, not a curated record. Bases 122 to 1075 code for a protein of 317 amino acids. Lineage: Eukaryota; Metazoa; Chordata; Mammalia; Rodentia; Caviidae. The transcript has 5 exons. Gene Ontology annotation, biological process: retinol metabolic process; steroid metabolic process.
UUGUUUGGAGGCUGCCACGCUCUACAGCAGAUCAGGAUCUCAUUUCCUCUUUUCCUUCUGGCUGCACACAGAGCAGGCUCUUGUCUUGCACACUGUCCCUGUUCCUGGUUUCUGUGAAGUCAUGUUGCUGUACCUGGCAGCCCUCGUGGGUCUGUACUACCUCGUGCGCUGGUACCGGGAGAGGCAGGUGGUGAGCCACCUCCACGACAUGUAUAUCUUCAUCACGGGCUGUGACUCGGGCUUCGGGAACCUGCUGGCCAGGCAGCUGGACAUGAGAGGCUUGAGGGUGCUGGCCGCGUGUCUGACAGAAGAAGGGGCCGAGAAGCUGAGGAAGCGGGCAUCAGAACGGCUGGAGACAGUGAUCCUGGAUGUCACCCAGACAGAGAGCAUUGCUGCAGCCACCGAGUGGGUGAAGGAGCGUGUGGGGGACAGAGGACUCUGGGGCCUGGUCAACAAUGCAGGCAUUUCCCCCCGAAUAACAUUAAGUGAGUGGCAGAAGACUGAAGACUUUGUGAAUAUCUUCAAGGUGAACCUCAUUGGUAUGACAGAGGUGACCCUGAACAUGCUUCCCUUGGUGAGGAAAGCGCGGGGGAGAAUCGUCAAUGUCGCCAGCGUUAUGGGAAGAGUUGCUAUGAGUCCUGCAUCCUACAGCUGCUCCAAGUAUGGCGUUGAAGCAUUUUCAGAUGUACUGAGGCGUGAACUGAAAGGUUUUGGGGUGAAAGUCAGCGUGGUUGAACCUGGUAGCUUCAAAACAGAAAUGACGGAUAUGCAGCGAUCCUUAGAGAGAGCGAAGCAAGCCUGGGAUGAAGCACCCAUGCAUAUUAAGAAAUCCUAUGGACAGCACUACUUCGAUACUUGUAAAAAAAGCAUGGAGAAGUUGCUGUCAGCUGGUAGCACAAACCUAUUCCUGGUCACUGACUGCAUGGAACAUGCUCUGACCUCAGCGUAUCCUCGUACUCGAUAUUCUGGCGGCUGGGAUGCAAAAUUUUUCUAUAUUCCUCUGUCUUACUUACCCACACCGUUGGCAGACUACAUACUGACCAGAUCUUUCCCCAAACCAAUCCAGGCAGCCUGAGGAAAUUGCAUUAGUGUCUUUUGGAAUGAACAAUACAAAUUUCUGAAAUUGGUUGUUAGUGUCUCGGUAACCCUUAUUCAGAGCCCAGGCUGUUUGUAACAGUAACUAUUGUUUUUAACCUCAUUUAUCUGGCGUCUAAAUUAGAAAGCCAACACACUCAAAUUGCAGAGAUCUAAAAUUUACUACUUUUGUGAUGAAUUCUUGUGACAGAAUUUGCAGCCAGGUGCACUGGCAUGUGCCUGUAUUCCUGGCUAUUUCCAGAGCUGGAGCAAGAGAACAGCAAGUUUGAGAUCAGAGUGAGCACCUUUGGGAGAGCCUCAGAGAGUAAACUGUAAAGAAUUUGCCAUACAACACAUUAUUAGAUUUUACUUUUAAAAACUAAAAUACAUGCAAAAGAGUAACAAAUAGAUUUAUAGAUGAGCUGAGACUUACAUGAAAAUUAGGCGUAUCAGAAGAAGCAUAAUAAGGUAGUGAAAAAAAUGACUCAAUAAGUAGGAGAAGGCAAGGAUUUUCUUAUACAGAAUAAUAACUCUGGAUUCUCACCCUAUUCCAUGUACUAAGUAAAUCCUAGUGGAAUGUAAACCUAAAUAUGGAAAAGAAAUCUUUUAAAAUCUUCAACAUAAUCCUUUGGAGAUUGAGCAGAGGUAUACUGGAAAUAUCAAGUGAAUUAAUGUUUUUUUAAACUGAGUAUUAGAUUAAUAAGUGUGGAUGAUAUUUAACAUUGUGCACAAAAUAUUGUAUAUCACCAAUAAUUGAUAAGAAAAUGAAAUUUAAAAACAUAUAUUGGUCUAUGUAAUCACAAAUUGUAAGAACUCAUAGCACACACCUAUUAGUAUCUGUGUAAACAACAAUAAACUCUUGCAGAAGGUAAAACACCUGUGUGUACUGCAUUUUUAGUGGUUAUUGUUGUUUGUGUCCAUAUGUUAGUUGUUACUGUUGGGGAUUUUCUUGUUCUCAAAGAUUGUUAUUAAAAAUCGGCUAAAGAAAAUAAGCAAAGAGAAGAAUUCUUUAGCCCACCAAGAGACAAGGUGAAAUGUAGGAUGUGAAGAGGUCACUAUCAUUAGGUAGCAAUACCUUAGUCCUUGGAAAGGUCACAGGUCAAAUAAGAUUGUAAUUUUUCCUCUCUAUGAUUUUGUACCGAGGAGGCAUUUGGUAAAUAUUGGCUGAAUGAAGCAACUGGUAAAAGUUUAAUUAGAUGAAGUACAGAAUGUGCUUUUGGAGAGAGAGGUUCUUGAUAAGUUAAAACUGUGGGAAAAGAAUCAAAAAGAAAUUACUGAAUAAACAAAUUACUGAGCAUGAAUCAGAGCUGAAGAGGGUGAGUUAGUUGUCUAUGCAUGUCUACGAGUUUUUUUUUUCCUGUGACUGCACAGUUUAUAAAGCUGUUAACCUCUGAAUCAUCAUGUAUAUACCUACAAGAUAAUGUAUGCAAAACUUUGAGGUUAGUAAUGAAUAAUAGGUAGCAAAAAUUUUGCAAUCAUUAACAUCUAUGUUAAAUGCCAUAACUUAGAUAUAAAAUUCAAAAAAUAUAGAGUAGCACAUAUAAUAUAAAUCAUCUAUAGUAUAAAAAGAAACUUAUGCCAGCCGGGUGUGGUGGCACAUGCCUGUAAUUCCAGCACUUGGGAGGCUGAGACAGAAGAAUCAUUGCAAGUUCAAGACCAACAUGGUGAAAUUAAGGCCAGCCUGAACUGCAGAGUGAGACCUUGUCUCAAAAAGACAAACAAAACAACAAAACAAAACAAAAUAGAACAAAAAUCAUUUAUGCCUAUUCAGAAUCUACUACCUGUAUAAGUGAAAUAAUUCUAGUUGGUGAGUACCUUAGGAUUGUAAUCAUGUUUUCCAUACUGCAUUUUUGUAAUGGUUGAAUUUUCUACAAUCUUAUUAUUAUGUGUAUGAUUGGAGGAUAUUUAUGUUGAGCACAUUUCUGAUAGCCAGAGAAGCAAGCUGCUAAUCAGUGUCAUUCUUAGGGAGAAGAUGGUGGGAAGGGACGUGGGACUAGCACUGCCCAAAACCUCUGUAAUUAUUUGAGGCCUAGUUGGAGCCCUUUUUACUGUGUAGUUUAUUAUUUAAGAGAGACAGUGAGCAAGCAGCUCUUGACACUGUCAUAUUUUUGCUUCUAGUUGAAAGAAACCAAGUCCUGGAUAUUUCCUGUGGAGGUAUGAUGAUUUGUUUUUCCUAUGGUCAGAGCACACAGUAUCAUAGCACACUGCUCUAGCAGUCAUCACAGUGUAAUGCAAGUGCUAAGUGACUUGGCUAUCUAAAUAAAUUCUAUAUAAAUUCUUAGCUAUCUAAAUAAAUUCUAGACGUCUGGAACAUUUUGAAGACGUUACUGUGCCCUGGAGACUGUACGUCCUUGCCAUAGAGAAGUUUUGAGCAAUUGAAAAAAAACCAUAAUUGUUCAGUUAUUCUUGUUAAAUAGGGCUUGGACAUGGAUAUGUAUUAAGCCUUGUACCUUGGUAAAUGCUAUCCCUAUGUUCUGGGAUGACUUGCCUAGGGAUCGCUCUGCCUGGGAAUUCCCAUGGCUCUUCAAGAGCACUAUUCCCUGAUGGGCCUCUAUUUUCUGGGCACAGACUUACACAUGGAUGUAUAACUUUCUGGAGAGUAUGUUUUCCUCAGUGUAUCCAAUGUCAAACCAAGUAAUAUAAAAAUACAGUAAAUAUUUGUGGAAUGUGUAGAUGUAAACAGAUUUACAGCAUCAAUAUAUCAAAUUGAAAAUGGCAAAUCCUAAUGUAGUAAAAUACAUUAAAUCUAUAUUUUUAGUUUUAAGACAAGUUGUUGAUUUUCAAUUGCUGACAAGGAGCACUGGGGACAAGUGUAGAGAGGGGGACAUGCAUAUUGUAAAUGGAAAAGUCAAUAUGAUGCUUGGAAGACUUUUUCAAACAUGAGAAAAUUUAAAGUUACAGCGUUAUUAGAUAAUGGUGUAUGAUCUUAAAUCCUGGUGACCAAAUAAUUGAUUAUCAUUGCUGGGCUCUUUUAAAAAUGAAAGUCAUGCUGGAGUAAAGUUACAUCAUUUUCAUAGUAUUUCUGGAAAGAGAAAUUAGCAUUCAUCAUAAUAUAGAUAGUAAUUCUUCAAAAAUAAGUUCUGUUAAGAAUAUAACAUAGCUGUGAAUGUUGAGUACAAAGCCUUGUUUAGAUUACUUUUUUGAACAUUGGAAUGCAUGUCAUGGUUUGCAUCUGGACUGUCACCUAAAGGCUCGUGUGUUAACAAAGUCUUAAUCCCCCACUGGCACUGCUGUGAGAAUCUUACACAGUGGUGCCUACUGGGAGGUCUUCUAGUCACUGGGCAUGGAAGGGGGCUAUGGACCUUGGUGUCCUCCUUUUCCUUACCCCCAGGCAUGAUGUGAGUGGUUUUAUUGUGGUAUGCUCUCUCACUCUCUCACAAUGACGUGCUCCUAAACCAACUUGACCAACUAAUUUUGGACUGAACCUUGGAGACUGUAAACAAAAUAAAAAUUUUCUGUUCAUAA